UGUCAUCUAGUUUUCUAUGGAGGCCUGCCAGACGGGACCUUGCAAUUCCAGUUGCUGCACUCAGCAAUUUUCUUCAUCGCCUCUUCAAAACAACGCAAUCAACUUUGUAAACCACUCUCAUUGGCAAUGUCGUUGGAUGCAAACGUUUGGUGUUUGGCUCUUCUCGCCGCGUUUUGGCCAGCCGCAAAAGUGACUUCGGCCAAAGUGGAACAAUUCCCUCCAAUCUUAAACGUCCCAAUCGGUGGAAAUGAAUCCAUGUUCUGCAAAUUUCCAAUAUUACAAGAUACUGCUGAAGUUUCGUGGUGGAAGUCGGGUCAGAAGGCACUUAUAGAACCAGACAGCAGAAAUCAGUUCAAUGUGAAGAAAGGCAGGGGGACAUUUACCCUCCUGAAUGUGAGAUAUGCGGACGCCGGCUUGUAUUACUGUCAAGUGAAAAGUCAACAACAAAUAUUCGGAAAUGGAAAUGGCUCUCAGCUUAUUGUGUUAACUCCGCCGACUCCUCUGAAAAUCAUUCGUGUUGAAGAAGGAUCACCUAAAUCCCGGAAACUCAUGUGUAAAACUGCAGCAUUUUAUCCUAAGAAAUUAGACGUCUUUUGGCGAAAGAAUAAUAUGGAAAUUCUCACCAAAAUAGAAACGUCAAUACAUGAGAUUUCAGAAGGAUUUUAUGAGGCUUCCAGUACUUUGGAAGAUGCGCAGCCUGCUCAGGGAAAAAUGGUUUACACCUGUCUGGUAACUCACGAAACGCUCCAAGUUCCUGCCAGUUUCAGCUAUAUUAUCGAAGAAGACAGGAAUAAACCUUUGAUUCUUGGAUGUGCAUUGGGCGGAGUGGCAAUUGUAAUUCUGAUUAUAAUUUUGAAUGCUCAAGCUUUAGAAUCGAAACACGGACGUUGCAGAACAACAUGA
Messenger RNA from Mobula hypostoma (lesser devil ray), 903 nucleotides. RefSeq names its product natural cytotoxicity triggering receptor 3 ligand 1-like. Lineage: Eukaryota; Metazoa; Chordata; Chondrichthyes; Myliobatiformes; Myliobatidae. Gene Ontology annotation, cellular component: external side of plasma membrane. The transcript is spliced from 6 exons. The coding region runs from base 127 to 903 and encodes 258 amino acids. Gene Ontology annotation, biological process: cell surface receptor signaling pathway; cellular response to lipopolysaccharide; immune response. The record is from RefSeq and is a predicted model, not a curated record.